ACGGUCGCCCACCCCCGGCUAACGGUCCCCUACCCCCCGCUAACGGUCCCCUACCCCCCGCUAACGGUCCCCUGAGGGGGACAAAAGGGGUUAAGGGAUCCCCGAGGGGUGGGGCGGGAGGGUUUUCGCUGCUCGCCGCCGUCGGUGUCCUCGCUGCGCGGUGAGGAGGGCGUGAGGGAGUCGGCGAGUAUCCGGCUGGCAGUGCGUGGAAGUCCCUGGAAGGCUUCCCACUUUCUUCUGCUGGAGGCUUGGAGCCGGGCCCCGAGUGCCCAGUGGUUGGUGCUGGUUGUAGUGCAUCUCUGGGCUGUGGCACAGAGGUGGUGGUCCUCGCUCCAAAAGCAUCUGUGUCAGAUAACAGCAGGGUGCCGUGUUAGUGCAAAGCGAAUAACUGUGGAAACUGGAAGGCAGAAAGUCUCCUUGGUACCGGCAGGAGGGAGAAACAACCUCUGUUCUGUGCUCCUGUCACUUUCCUCGUGUUCCAUGACAUCUCGCUGCUGGGACGCAGUUAUUUACAGGAGCGGUUCCUUUCCUUUCUGUACCCCACAGUAAGCACGGCGUAUUCCUGGCAAGCUUAAGGAACUGCCUCCAGGGCAAAAAGCUAUCCUCGCCCUUAAUGAACAGAGCAGAACUUUCCGAAAGCCAGCCGAGUGCACCGGAACAAUGUUAGUAUGGGAUUAAUAAUCCAAAUGUGCUAUUACACAUGUUAAUGGAGUUCAUGUUCCUGCAGUUCAAAAGGCCAGUGAUGGUUCUGCAGAAACUAGAUGUAUUUUCUCAGCAGUAGGAAAAUACAGCCUGUGAUUUUGUUACUGUGUCAAGCUACGUAAGUCUGAACAUUCCUAAGAAAGCAAUCACCAAAUGUAAAAACCAGAAUUACAUGCUGAGAUAAACUACAUUCUCCUGUUAGAUUCCUUUCACAAAUAAAAGCCUUUUAGGUCUUUUAAAUGCUUGCUUUAUUUUAUUUUUCCCUACCUGCUGGGUUUUAGAUGUUAGUUUUGGAGUUGCAUAUAGUUCUCAAAACAAAAGUUCAGAUUUUCUCUUCCAGAUAGCCACUGAGUUAAAAAAUAUCCCUCUAGUUUAUCUAGGAAAGUUCCUCUCACAAAAGUCCAUUCACAUUGAAAAUGAAGUUAUUCAGAUAAGGUUAUCCAAGAUACGUUUCAGAAGUACAGCUGUAUUCAGUAUUUCAUUGUGCACUGAACUUUCCCAAUAAGUAGAAUGACCAAAGAUAAUUCUCCAACUCACCCUAGACAUCAGCAUUAAAAAUGUCAUGCAGACAAUUCGGUAAAUAAAAUGUAGGAAAGAUUAGAUUCCAAAAUGCUUGCCAAUCCAGACUGGGGACACUUCCAGGCCUGAACAAACGCCUCUCACAUUUGCUUUUUACUUUUAACAGAGAUGUAAUCCAGAAUGAUAGAAAACACAGAAACGGUGCUGGACACUUUUUUUUUUUAAAAAAAGAAGGCAUCCAGAACACACGAGGAAGUUUUUAGCUACUUCAAAAGCAGGGAAACGCGCAGCAGGUGCUGCAGGCCGGGAGCUGUCAGAUGUAAGAUGACACCCUGCAAUGCCAUCCUGAGGCUGCUUAAUACCUGUUAAAGGAUUGCAGCAAGCUCUGCAACGGCAGCUUCGAGCCAAGCCUCUGAAGUUGCUGAAUUUCCUUAUUUGUUCCCCCCACCGUUCCCCCCCCCGCAGCAGGAACAGUGACUUGAUUUUCAUAAGCUCUGCUGAACGUGCGGGAAAACAAAUCUGCCCCGUUUAAAGGGACAGCACCUCCUCGGGGAUUGUCCCGAGGGGUGACAAGAGGGACCUGGUCUCCCUAGCUUUACCCUAGUCCCACAUGGUCACAGUGCUGGGAGGGGGCAGGUCUAACCCCCUGCUUUACACUUUCUGAAGGUAAAGCUCGCAGGUGGCAGCCUGCACGUUUCCACGUCAGGAUCGUGUGUGGCAAAAGCAACAGAGAUCAGGACCGUGAAUGUGUUCGGCACCUUUUGAUCUCUUACGGGGAACUUAGGAGUGUGCAGAGAACUGGAGGGAAGGUCACUUAAACUCUUCCUUCUCUUCACAGAUUUCAGGCUUUUAUACUCAGAUUAUCAGGUGCAUACUUUCUUGGGUCAUUGCCUUUUCCGCUCUGUGUGUUUCCAGCAUCAGAUCUCUACCUCUACAGCCCAAACUCUGUUUCUUUCUCCUUCUCUUUCUCUUCCCCUCGCUCUUUCUCCUCAUUCUCUCACUCUGGCAGCUUUCUGUAAUCCUUCCCAGCCUGCUGUCAGAUUGCAGCAACUGUACAUGUAAUCCUUGUUGUUCUCAUUAUGUAUGCAUUAAAUUACACUGGCAAUCCUAACCUGCCCAGAGUCCAUCUGUUAAUCGCAAGACCUACCUGCUGCUGGUAACAACUCAAAGAUGACCCCUCUUUGGAUUUGUCUGAUGUUUUGGAAAGCAAGAGCAGGGAAUAGUGUAUGUGGAUAGUGAAGGGUUAUUAUGAGGUUGGUUUUUUUUUUUCCGUAUGUGACUUGUAUUUAUUUCCCCAUUUAGUAAACUGUCGACAUUUUUUAUGGAUCACUUCACAGAACAGAAGCAGUCAAACUUUUACAGUAUUUGUCCCUCUCUUUUCAUAAGAGACAGGCUGGGAGUGCUGGCUGGGAGUAGAAUCUCUUCAUUUGGCUGUUGCAGGUUACCUAACCAAACUUCUGCAAAAUCAUACCGCCUAUGCCUGCGACGGGGAACAUUUGAGUCUGCACUGUCCUCGGCAUUCAACAAUAAGCAUUCAGUCAGCAUUUUACGGGCAAGACUACCAAAUGUGUGGCACACAGCAGCCUGAAGCCAGGAUGACAGAACCUAUAAACUGUGUGGCACCCACCUCCCUGCAGAAAGUACUGGAUGAAUGCCAAAACCUGAGAUCCUGCCAACUCCUUGUCAAUAGUCGGGUUUUCGGACCUGAUCUAUGUCCAGGGACCACUAAAUUCCUCCUUGUCUCCUUUAAAUGCAAACCUACUGAAUACAAAACCAAAUCAGCCUGUGAAAACCAGGAACUGAAGCUCCACUGUCAGGAGUCCAAGUUCCUCAUGAUCUACUCUGCCACCUACGGCAGGCGGGCACACGAAGAGAGCAUCUGCUCGACCGAGGCGGAGCGCGUCCCCCCAUUCGACUGUUUGUCUUACACAGCGUUAGAAGUUUUAUCGAAAAGGUGUUACGGGAAACAGAGAUGCAAAAUUAUUGUCACUAGCCGGGAUUUUGGAAGUCCGUGCCUACCUGGAGUGACAAAAUACCUUAACGUCAGCUAUGCAUGUGUUCCUAAAUUUAUCCUCACAGCUGUCAACCCCCUGGUCACUGACAACAAGUCUUCCGUGAAGCUGAACGACGGUGAGCAUGGUAUCGACAUUGACCCAAAGGAAUCAAGACUUCCAAAGAAAGAUGGCACUAUUGUUAGCAACUCCUUGGCUACAUUUGCAUACAUUAGAGAUCACCCAGAAAGAGCUGCUCUACUGUUUGUGUCCAGUGUUUGUGUGGGAUUAAUCCUCACGCUAUGUGCCUUGGUGAUCCGCGUGUCCUGCUCUAAAGACUUCAAGAAAUUGCAAGGAAAGAGGGAGCACCUAGUGCCAGAAAGUGAUGGAGCAGAUGAGAACAGUGAGAACGAGGAGGAGGAAGACUCCUCCGAGUCAGAGGUUCAGGAUGAACUGGCAGAACUUUACAGACCUCCUUACUCAGGUUAUAAUUCAGCAGAAGCAGCAGACCUGGCUGAACGGAUCGAGCGCAGGGAACAGAUCAUGCAGGAAAUUUGGAUGAACAGUGGUUUGGAUAUGACACCACCUAGGAAUAUGAAUACAUUUUAUAUUAAUGAACAAUAAAUGGCUUAUUUCGGAUG
Cygnus olor (mute swan) is the source of this 3853-nucleotide messenger RNA. It is a transcript of the gene EVA1C, whose product is annotated as eva-1 homolog C. The coding region runs from base 2787 to 3836 and encodes 349 amino acids. The record is from RefSeq and is a predicted model, not a curated record. The transcript is spliced from 8 exons. Gene Ontology annotation, molecular function: carbohydrate binding. Lineage: Eukaryota; Metazoa; Chordata; Aves; Anseriformes; Anatidae.